This is a messenger RNA of Musca domestica (house fly), 1417 nucleotides long. Its product is annotated as dynein light chain Tctex-type 4. Lineage: Eukaryota; Metazoa; Arthropoda; Insecta; Diptera; Muscidae. Gene Ontology annotation, molecular function: dynein intermediate chain binding. Gene Ontology annotation, cellular component: cytoplasmic dynein complex; cytoplasm. The coding region runs from base 304 to 813 and encodes 169 amino acids. The transcript is spliced from 3 exons. The record is from RefSeq and is a predicted model, not a curated record. Gene Ontology annotation, biological process: microtubule-based movement.
AUCAUUAUAUUGUUCUCAUUUCGUUGCUAGCUUUGCUACUUUCCAUUUUUGUUGUUAUUGUUCGCCUUUCUGUCAUGUGAACACGUUUUUACAGCUCACAGCUCAUAACUCUUUGCCAGUCACUGUCAAAGGUUAAACUUCAUUUCCGUUCUAACCACCGUAGUCCACCCACGUCACAUAUUGCAUUAAUAUCAUAUCCUGCAGCCAGAUUUCUUCAUUAAGCGCCAAAGGAAACAGGAAACACAAAACAGAGUGAAUUUGUGAACCAUUUAUCCAGAAAAUAACAUAAAAAGCCCCCUCGCGAUGAAUCGCAUUCAGUUAAUCACGGCUUCAGUGCGAACGACAAAUCGAAUGAAUGCCUUGCUCUCUGAGUCUAUGUUGGGGCGACGCAAGGCAUUGACGAAAAUGGCAACUGUUGACGGUGACAAUGAGGGCGAAGAGGGAAAUUCAAAACCACCACGCGAUUGGGAGUUUUUUAGAACAAAUUUCAGCAUGGAACAAGUUUACAAGCUUAUAGAGUCCUCCAUUGAAGAACGUUUGACAUGGGAUCGCUUCAGUCGUUCGUACGAUUCAUGGCGUUCUCUGCAAUUAGCCGAAAGUCUGGCCAGUGAUAUACGAGAUCGGGUGCGAGGAUUUAAUCAUAAGAGGCAUCGCAUUGUUUGCAUUCUAUCUGUGAUUGAGAAACAGAAUCAAGGCAUUCACAUGAGCAUGCGCCACCUAAUGGAUGAGAAAAUGGAUAAUUUCACCAAACUUGUCUAUGAAAGACCAUCGUAUUUUAUUGUGGUUGUUGUUUAUUUAGUUCACAAAGAUUAAAAAUAUAUGUUAAACUAAAAAUUUUUGUAAAGAUGGUUUCAGCAUAAAAUUUAUAAAAACGGUAAAGAGAGGACAAAGGUAUCCAAUAAACAUUAAUAUUGGGACCUGAUCGAAUGGUUGAAAAUACAGCCUAACUGGACAAAUGCACCUUGUGUGCUACAUAAUUUGCCUAAAAGAGUAAAUUCAAUUUUUUUGUACCGUACAUUUAUACAACUAUUGUGAAUCAUAGAAUUUCAUAUACUCGUAGCCCAGCCACAAACCCAAAAAUACAGGGUGUUCAUACAUGCGACGUAGGAUUCAAACUAUUGUUUCAAAGCGAACUAAAUACACUUACGUUGAAUAAACACUUUAAGGGUAGAAAACACAAAUAUCGAUGAGUGAUAUAGCUAAUUCAUUUCAAUUCAUCAUGAUUUGUCAUACUAACAAGUAUAUACGUAUAUUGGAUAUCAUGAUGAAAAUGUCAGUAUUAAUGAUAUGCAGAACGGGUUUUGCAUGGAAGUAUUGAAAACUUUUUAAACGAACAUAAAGUCACAAAAGUCAUUGAGAGUCGAGAAUUCCAUCUGUCUGCUUGUAUAGGUCACACGAUGACUGUCGACCUGAAUAU